Phragmites australis (common reed) is the source of this 1365-nucleotide messenger RNA. Its product is annotated as calcium uniporter protein 2, mitochondrial-like. The record is from RefSeq and is a predicted model, not a curated record. Lineage: Eukaryota; Viridiplantae; Streptophyta; Magnoliopsida; Poales; Poaceae. Gene Ontology annotation, biological process: mitochondrial calcium ion homeostasis; calcium import into the mitochondrion. The transcript has 2 exons. The coding region runs from base 169 to 1233 and encodes 354 amino acids. Gene Ontology annotation, molecular function: uniporter activity; calcium channel activity. Gene Ontology annotation, cellular component: mitochondrial inner membrane; uniplex complex.
GCAGAGCAGCAGACGAAAACGCGGCGCGGCGGUAUAAAUAGCCUCCGCGCCCUCCUCCACAAAUCCACCCGAGCUUGAUUGAUUAGAGCCCCGUACACCUGCUCCCGUCGAAUCGGAGCUUACAGAGCUGCGAGAGAGACCCGUUAAGCAGCAGCAGCAGCAGCAGCAAUGGCGGCCGUGCUGAGGAGAGCGGUGGCGCAGCCCUGCGCGGCGUCGUCGUUGCCAGUGUACGGGCUCCGGCGGUUCCUGCAGGAGCAGCCGGCGUUCCGGCCCGCGGUGCCGCCCGACCGCUUCAUGCCCCUGGCCGACCGGAUCCGAGACCUCGGGGUCGGGUUCGCGUACCCGCGGAUCAACCUCGACGGCCUCGUGCCGCCCGACCGCUUCAUGCCCCUUGCCGACCGGAUCCGGAACCUCGGCGUCGGGUUCGCGUUCCCGCGGAUCAACCUCGACGGCCUCGUGCCGCCCGCAUCACCGCCGGCGACGGCUGCGCCGGCACCGGCGGCGAGCCUGACGGUGGAGGAGGCGCGGAAGGUGCUGCGCGCCACGCAGAUGGAGGCGGCGCGCGCGCGGCUGCGGGCGUCCGGCGCCGCCGCCGUGCCGUACGCUGAGUACCUGCGCCUCUGCUGCGACGCCGCUGGGGCGGACGUGGGACCCUCCGUCGCGCGCGCGCUCGACGAGUCCGGAUCCGUCAUCGUGCUCGGCAAGACCGUCUUCCUCAGGCCCGAGAUGGUCGUCAAGGCAAUCGAGAAGGCUAUACCCGUCCAGCAAACGGUACCCGUCGCCGAGAACGACCCGGCAAGGGAAGAGCUGAAGGCCAUGGAGGCACAGAAGGUGGACAUCGACCGCGCCGCUGCCUCCCAGGUGCGCCGGGAGCUGUGGUGCGGGCUGGCGUACCUGGUGGUCCAGACGGCCGGCUUCAUGAGGCUCACGUUCUGGGAGCUGUCGUGGGACGUGAUGGAACCCAUCUGCUUCUACGUGACGUCCAUGUACUUCAUGGCCGGCUACGCCUUCUUCCUCCGGACCAAGAAGGAGCCGUCGUUCGAGGGCUUCUUCGAGAGCCGGUUCGCUGCCAAGCAGAAGCGCCUGAUGCAGGCCCGGGAUUUUGACCUCCGCCGGUACGACGAGCUCCGGCGAGCCUGCGGUCUACUGCCGGCGCUCCGGGCCCAGAGCCCCUGCGCGACAUCGCCGUCGCAGGAGAGCGGCUUUUGCCGUUCUUACUGCCAUUGUCAUUGAUCUGUUCGUUUCAUUUUUUUCAUGCCCAUUUUGUGGGGAUGAUUCAUGUACCGUUCUGAUGCGCGGAUGCAAAGCAUACUCAUUGAAGAGAUGACGAGCCGGAUUUAAUCCUGGAGCUAAGAUCUGUUCUGA